Messenger RNA from Sphaerodactylus townsendi, 657 nucleotides. It is a transcript of the gene IL11, whose product is annotated as interleukin 11. The transcript is spliced from 5 exons. Gene Ontology annotation, cellular component: cytoplasm. Gene Ontology annotation, biological process: positive regulation of cell population proliferation; positive regulation of MAPK cascade. Gene Ontology annotation, molecular function: growth factor activity; cytokine activity. The record is from RefSeq and is a predicted model, not a curated record. NCBI's taxonomy places the organism in Eukaryota, Metazoa, Chordata, Lepidosauria, Squamata, Sphaerodactylidae. Bases 1 to 657 code for a protein of 218 amino acids.
AUGGUCAACAUCCACACCUACAAACAAAAGAGACGCUCAGAAGCAAAGCGAGGCGGCCUGGCACCGUUGGCCAAUUUUAGGGACUGGUUGUGUCAAGUGUUGGUGACGCUGCUGAGCCUGUGCGAAGGUUUCUGGGCUGCUCCCGGCCCCCGGCUACGGCCCUCAGACCCGCGGGCCGAGUUCGAUUCCAUAGUCCACCUGGCAAGAAACCUGCUGAGCGACACCAAGAACCUCUUCAAUCACUUUAAAAACCGCUAUCCUGCUGAAGGAGAACACAAGCUGGAAACGCUCCCCGUGUUGUCCAUGAAUGCUGUGGAGCUGGCCAACAUCCAGAUCUCUGGAGGCCUAGCCCGGCUCAGCUCUGACCUGCAGUGCUACCAGCGCCAUUUUGAGUGGCUCCGCAAAGCAGCCCCGCUACUGCGGCCUAUGGAGCACGACAUCGGCACAGUGCACGUCCGGCUGGAACGCCUGCUGAAGAGGCUGGAGCACCUGAUGGUGAAGCUCAGCCUCCCGCGGACCAACGACCCUCUGCCAACCCUCCCGUCCCACGGCACUCACUGGUCAGUGGUUCAAGCAGGACACGCCAUCGUCCACUCGUUUCACCUGUACUUGGACUGGGCGGCCCGCGUGCUGGUUCUGAUUCGGAACAAGCUGUGA